Epinephelus moara (kelp grouper) is the source of this 2039-nucleotide messenger RNA. RefSeq names its product Rho guanine nucleotide exchange factor (GEF) 3, like (gene arhgef3l). Gene Ontology annotation, molecular function: guanyl-nucleotide exchange factor activity. The record is from RefSeq and is a predicted model, not a curated record. Bases 203 to 1774 code for a protein of 523 amino acids. The transcript is spliced from 13 exons. Lineage: Eukaryota; Metazoa; Chordata; Actinopteri; Perciformes; Serranidae. Gene Ontology annotation, biological process: positive regulation of Rho protein signal transduction; intracellular signal transduction.
GGGUGCGAGAUGAGGAAGAAAGUGAAGAGGAAGGAGUGCACUGAACUCUGACUCCGAGCUCCCCUGCAAACAGCUCGCACAACUGCAUUUUGCCGAGACUGGAGAAAAGAAGACCGGCGUGAUUUUUUUGGAUUAUCUCCACCUUUUCUCGUUUUGAGAAUGUGUAAUGUUUCUGUGAGGAUGCAUUGAAGACAAAGGCGAGAUGGAAGUGGAGGAGAGUGGUGAAACGAGGACUUCCUGGUCUGCGACACAAGGAGAGACACCCUCCAUCCCCUGUGACCAUGCCGGGAAGAAAAGAAAACAAGACCCGGCUCCUGAGCCUGUGAUCAGGAUCACAGAGGAUGAAGAAGAAGAUGAGGAGGGGGAGAUGAUGUCUGACCACAUGAGGGAUUCAGAGGAGCCCAGUAACAAAAGGGUCAAACCUGUGGUGAAGUCCAAUAGCCUUACAGGUGUCAUAACCCCGGUGAAGACUCCUGCUCUGAAGCGCAUUGGACAGUCCAUUUCGCGGUCUAUAAGUUUUCGAACUGAGGCUCGACCUUUGCCCCCGGCCCCCCUGCGCCCUCGCUCCAAGGCCUCCUCAUAUCCACGCCGGCGCAACAGCCAAUGCUGGAGCGACACCGUGGAGAGUCAUGACCUCACUGCCAAAGAGAUCAAGCGACAAGAGGUGAUCUAUGAGCUGACUCAGGGGGAGAGACAACUCAUCGAAGAUCUCAGUCUGGUCAAAAAGGUGUACUAUGAGCCCAUGCUGAAGUUGACCAUCAUGACAGAGAGCGAGCUCGGACAGAUCUUCGGCACACUGGACUCCCUCAUUCCUCUGCAUCAAGAUCUCCUGAGUCGUCUCGAGCGGCUGCGAGGAUCAGAGAAGACAGUCGGAGAGGUGGGGCCUACUCUGAUGAACUGGUUCCCUUGCCUGGAGGCCUAUGUUACAUACUGCUGUAACCAGGUCGGGGCCAAAGCCCUGCUGGACCAGAAAAAGCACGAGAAAAGAGUGGAGCACUUCCUGCGCUUGUGUCAGGAGUCUUCGUUCAGCAGGAAACUGGACCUGUGGAACUUCCUGGAUCUCCCUCGAAGCCGUUUAGUCAAGUACCCCCUGUUGUUGAAAGAGAUACAGAAGUGCACUCCUCCAGACCACCCGGACGAGGACACGCUGCCUAAUGCUUUGGAGCUGAUCCAGAGCAUCGUGGCGGAGGUGAACAAGAAGACAGGAGAAGCGGAGUGCCAGUUCUACAGGCGGGGUCUCUCAUACCUCGAAGAGAGUCAGAGACUACCAGAGAUCCAGCUGUCCCGCUUCAUCUACUGCCACGGGGAGCUCAAGAACAAUAAGGGCCAGCGCCUGCAUGUAUUCCUGUUUGAGCUGGCUUUGGUGCUGACCAGGCCGGGGGAGGACAGAGAGGGAGGUCAGGUGUUCAAUGUGUACAGACAGCCUCUGCCCAACGCCUCAAUAAACCUGGAGGAAAUCCCAGAUGGGGAGCCUGCUGGAGGGGGCACCUUCAGGGGAGCCUUCACUGGAGGAAAUGAUAAAGUGAAGAACUGUUUCCGUGUGAGCAGCAGAGGGCGCUCCAAAGCUCACCCUUACAGCCUGCAGGCCAACGACUCCUUCAGCAAGCAGCAGUGGAUCACCUGCCUGCGCCAAGCCAUCGUCCAGUCACGAGACAGGACCGCCCAGACCAGCCAGUCGCAGCUCUCCACUCAUCACCCUGAUCCCGCCCUGUAUCACAUAGCCGAGCUCAGCCUCAGCUCGGACACAGAAAUGGCAGACCACACCAGUCGCUGACUGUCAGACUGAUGAUCAGGAGGCCCCGGGGAGAGCCUAUAGAUCUGUACAUUGACAUUGGAGAGAAUAAAACAUGGACUUUUUAUGAAAUAUGAUUGUGCGUAGAAUUCCCCACACGGAUUUUGUCUUUUCCUGCAUUUGCUGAUGGAUGGUGUGAUUGUGGCGAUGUGUACUGUACAGCUUGGGAACAGUAUUUCUGAAUGUAAACUGUAAAAUGUUUUCAUUGUUUUGUUUUUUUUUAAAUAAACUGACACUUAAAACUUUA